Zygosaccharomyces rouxii is the source of this 1338-nucleotide messenger RNA. It is a transcript of the gene PFS2, whose product is annotated as cleavage polyadenylation factor subunit PFS2. The transcript has a single exon. Bases 1 to 1338 code for a protein of 445 amino acids. Gene Ontology annotation, cellular component: mRNA cleavage and polyadenylation specificity factor complex. Gene Ontology annotation, molecular function: protein binding. The record is from RefSeq and is a predicted model, not a curated record. NCBI's taxonomy places the organism in Eukaryota, Fungi, Ascomycota, Saccharomycetes, Saccharomycetales, Saccharomycetaceae.
AUGGAUGAUGCUGCUGCUAUAGAUGCGUCUCAAAGACGUAAUUUGGCUCAAAGACGUACCGUUGACAUAAGUUCACCUUUUGAAAGAUUGUACUAUUACAAAAGACAUGGAUUGCCUAUACCGACAGUGGAACCAGAAAGCACCUUUACUACAGAUGUAUUACCACCAUGCGUCUACAAAUCAAGGAAUCGUGUGGUAAAUAUGCCAAAUAAAUUCACCCACUUAAGCUCAAAUAAAGUUAAACAUAUCAUACCUGCCAUCAAAUGGACACCUGAAGGUAGAAGACUAGUUGUUGGUACAUAUAGCGGAGAAUUUUCACUUUGGAAUGGAUCGUCAUUUAAUUUCGAAAGUAUUAUGCAAGCUCAUGAUACUGCAGUUACUACAAUGGAAUAUUCUCGUGCCGGUGAUUGGAUGAUUAGUGGUGAUACUGAUGGUACUAUAAAAAUAUGGCAACCAAAUUUCAAUAUGGUUAAAGAAUUAGAUAGAGCUCAUACAGAAUGCAUAAGAGAUAUCGCAUUUAGUCACAACGAUUCUAAAUUUGUCACCUGUUCAGAUGAUAACAUCCUAAAGAUCUGGAAUUUUAGUAAUGGUCAACAAGAAAGAGUUUUAUCAGGACACCACUGGGAUGUUAAGAGUUGUGAUUGGCAUCCACAAAUGGGUUUAAUAGCAUCUGCAUCAAAGGACAAUUUAGUCAAAUUAUGGGAUCCACGUUCAGGUCAAUGUGUAUCCACAUUGUUAAAAUUCAAACAUACUGUAUUAAAAACAAAAUUCCAACCCACACAGGGGAAUCUCAUGGCUGCCAUUUCGAAGGAUAAGUCGUGUAGAGUAUUCGAUCUUAGACAAAGCAUGAAGGAAUUGAUGGUCACUAGAGAUGAAGUUGAUUAUAUGACGUUGUUAUGGCAUCCAAUUAAUGAAACCAUGUUUACUGUGGCAUGUUAUGAUGGAUCAUUAAAGAAUUUCGAUAUUCUACAAGACACGGAGGGGCCCACACAUACGAUUCCCUAUGCUCAUGACAAAUGCAUUACUUCGCUUUCUUACAAUCCGGUGGGCCACAUUCUAGCCAGUGCAUCAAAGGAUAGAACCAUUAGAUUUUGGACCAGAGCAAGGCCUUAUGAUCCAAAUGCAUUUGAUGAUCCCACAUAUAAUAAUAAAAAGGUCAAUGCAUGGUUCUUCGGGAUCAAUAACGGUAUCAAUGCUGUUAGAGAGAAAAGUGAAUAUGGAGCUGCACCGCCAACAAACACUACAGAUGGGUUAACACCAACUACAGCAAGCAAUGGAGGUUUACCUGGAGUCGAUUCGUCAUCAAAAGUAUCUAGUUUACCAGGUCUAAGUAUAUGA